Molecule: messenger RNA, 1315 nt
Organism: Helianthus annuus (common sunflower)
Lineage: Eukaryota; Viridiplantae; Streptophyta; Magnoliopsida; Asterales; Asteraceae
Product: heat stress transcription factor A-3
Exons: 3
Coding region: 111-1208 (365 amino acids)
Biological process (GO): regulation of transcription by RNA polymerase II
Cellular component (GO): nucleus
Molecular function (GO): RNA polymerase II cis-regulatory region sequence-specific DNA binding; DNA-binding transcription factor activity
Source: RefSeq, a predicted model, not a curated record
CGGCUUCGGAUCCUUCCCCCUAAACCCUGAUUGGUCCGUCAAACCCACCUUCAACAAAAAUAAAAACUAAAAAUAUCUUCCACAGAACCACCAAUGUCGGCGGUGCAACAAUGGUCACGCCGGUCAACACACCGCCAUUGCCAAUUUGCCUACCAGAUUUUUAUAUACAUUACCUAUAUAUACACACUCCAAUCUCCCUAUGUCCCCCACCGACCAUUCACAAAAUUCAUUCAUUAUAUUAUGUGUCUUCAAUGAAUCCCCACUCUUCAUUUUCUCCGGCAGGAUCCGACCCGAUUUCAUCGGCAUUUGGAGAUACGAAUGUGGCGACAAUUCGAGAAGGGGAGAUGAUUCCCCGACCGCUAGAGAAUUUACAAGGAACACAAAUUCCAGCAUUUUUGUCAAAAACUUUCGAUCUAGUGGACGACCCGACACUAGACCCGAUUAUCUCAUGGGGUAGGAGUGGGCAAAGCUUCGUCGUCUGGGAUCCAGUGGCAUUUUCGAGAACAAUCCUGCCGAGGAACUUCAAACACAACAAUUUUUCGAGCUUUGUUCGACAACUUAACUCAUAUGGAUUUCGCAAGAUAGAUCCCGACAAAUGGGAGUUCGCAAAGGAAAGCUUCUUACAAAACCACAAGCAUCUUUUAAAGAACAUUCAAAGGCGUAGAUCGAAUCAACCGAUGUCAACAAGCACCCGCUUUUUAGCCAAUGAAGAAUUUAACAACCUGGAAGCUGAGAUACAAAGACUACACAAACAAAAGACAGAAAUGAUGCAACAAGUCAUCGAAUUAAAGCACGAAAACCGCGAAACACACAAGUAUAUGGAAUCAAUAAACGAAAAACUCAAAGCUGCUGAGAGUAAACAGAAGCAAAUGCUUUUGUUUAUGGCGAAAAUGUUUCAAAACCCGACAGAACAACACGAGCAAAUGCUGCGAGUUUCGUCUCCAAGAACCGCUCGGAAGUUUGUCAAACAUCAACCCCAUGAUGGUUUUGAGUCAAAAGGAAAGAAUGUGGUGGAGAAUGAUCACUCAGAAGCUGUGCUGGAUUACCCAUUGGACCCGCUUUCGGGUCGGAUAGGUGGCAUUAGUGUGAAAGAGGAGGAUAUUUGGAGUGAUCUUGGAAACUAUGAGUUGUCGGAAUUGUGGGAUUUAGGGACUUCUGGUGGUGAUAAUUGGCAAGGUGAUGGUAGUUUUAGUAAAAUGGAUCCUUGAGGGAAUUGGAUUCGAAUUCGGGUUAAAACAAAAUGGUGUAGGUAAUGUGAAUAUUUAGUAAUGAUAAAACCAAUGCUUUAAAAACCGGUUCAAACUGGCUGGUUGUA